Molecule: messenger RNA, 2863 nt
Organism: Physella acuta
Lineage: Eukaryota; Metazoa; Mollusca; Gastropoda; Physidae
Source: RefSeq, a predicted model, not a curated record
UGUGUGUUUAACUUAGCGGACUGGUGAUCGAAUGAACGAGAUUAAACACCUUGUAAGCAAAUACACUUGGCGCCUUUUUGUGCUGUUAAUUUGUGUUGAACAUAGGAGCAUUUGUUGGAGACUGGAUUAACUGUUAAAAAAUAAAAUUGUUUUAUGGCUGCUUGACGUCACAAGCCAAUUAAACCAUCGGAUUAGAAGUUCCAGUUGCUGUUGUAGUGCGUCAAGAUUUCCUGUGGAGUUGACAGUGGUGUGCUGUGGUGAGAACUAACACACUGAUGUGUCAGUGACGUAUACAUGUUGGAUGUGUAGGUGAUCCAGUGUGUUGUCGUGACGAGAGAGGCACCGGGUGACACGUGAUGGAUUAGUGUCUGCGAGUGCCAGAACACACUUGAUGAUGCCGUACGUGGACUUGUCUUUUGAGGGGCGGCAACUGGCCGAGAGGAAUCAGCUGGAUAAUGGGAGGCUACCACACGGAGGCUACAGGGGUAGCAAAAAGUUUCCCCCAAGUCUUCUAUCGUGUGAGAAAGGUGUUGAGUUCCAGCACAGUUUGGUACAGGAAGUGCAGCAGAUCCUGAGGGACGAGGCCAUCUACAAAUGUGGGCCGACGCCCACCUGGUCCCUGCUGGUCCACAAAGAGCCCGCCUACACGGACGAGUCGCCGUUGAUGACCAACGACUUUCUGGCAGCAAACAAGAUCGACCAAUCAAGUGGUGGGGGUUCCUACCCCCGGGGGCUCACCAGCCCCACCAAAUGUGCGCCCCCCGUCCGUAAUGACGGCGUCUUGUACUACCGGCCCAACCGCAUGCAUCAGUACCUGUCGGCCACGGAGCUCCGGAACAGCGCCCAGUCGGCCGUCAACAUCCAGCAUGGCCGUCCAACCCGGACCACUUUACUACGAGCAAGAAAUCGGUCUGUAUCGGCGCCAGUCACCAUAGGACGUGACUAUCAUCAACGGUUGGAGGAGAUACGUCACUCAUCCAGCACACACAGUCAUCAGAUUUCUGGCAGCCCCUUACACACUCAGUAUUUCCAGCUGCAGACAAGCCCAGGUGACGAAAGUUUCUACUCAUUCCUCACAGGUGCAAGGUACAACAGGGCUCACUGCCUGGACUCCAAGAGUGUUGACCACAGUGGAGUCUACAUGCCCAGACACAACCCGGCAUUUGGAUGUUUCUAUCGCGGCCCCAAAGGACAGUGGUACUUGCAGGAAUUAGAAGAUUCACUCAACGACUCGCCUGUCAACUCACCUAACCGCUCCCACCACCAGCAGCCUCGACCCACCAGCGUCCCAAUCCACCCCAGGGCCAGCAACACCUCCCAUGACGUAGGCACCCCCACCCCCACAGAGGAGUCGCUGGCUCCCCAGGGUACAGCCGGGACCAAGAUGGCGGCGUCCCCGAGGGCGAGCAACGCCAAGGUCAAGGUCUCGCCCAGGGCAGGUCACUCCAGAAGGUCACGGAACAGGGCGAACCUCAGCUUCAACAUCGUGGGUCAGCGUGUUCCGAUCAGUGGCGUCAAACUCCCGGUGUUGGGUAAAGUGAAAGAAACGCCACCGGAAACUGAGACUCUGACGCCGCAGCCAGCACGUGCACAGGAAAUGACGUCACGAGUCACGUGCGGUGGAAGGCAGGGAUCUGCCACCUCCGAGAGGCUUGAGAUCUCUGUGCUGAUAGAGGAAGAGGAGGAUGAUAAAGUAGAGGAUGAUAAAGUAGAGGAUGAUAAAGUAGAGGAUGAUAAAGUUGAUAAAGAGGGCGAGAGGUUGGAUGGGGAGGUAACUGAAGAAUGGCAAGAUGAGACGAUGCAGGGAGGUAGGAAGGAGAGCAAGAAAACAGAGGAGGCACCAGAAGAAGGAGGAAGUCAACCAUCCGUGACAGGACACAUUCAAACUGAUGAGCUUGACCAAGUCAUUAAAUACGACGAUAAUGAAGCUGACCUUGAACUAGAUCAACAGGGGACAAAUGGAGCUGACCUUGAACUAGAUCAACUAGGAACAAAUGAAGCUGACCUUGAACUAGAUCAACAGGGGACAAAUGAAGCUGACCUUGAACUAGAUCAACAGGGGACAAAUGAAGCUGACCUUGAACUAGAUCAACAGGGGACAAAUGAAGCUGACCUUGAAUUAGAUCAACAGGGGACAAAUGAAGCUGACCUUGAACUAGAUCAACAAGGAAAAAAUGAAGCUGACCUUGAACUAGAUCAACAGGGGACAAAUGAAGCUGACCUUGAACUAGAUCAACAAGGAACACAUGAAGCUGACCUUGAACUAGAUCAACAAGGAACAAAUGAAGCUGACCUUGAACUUGAUCAACAGGGGACAAAUGAAGCUGACCUUGAACUAGAUCAACAGGGGACAAAUGAAGCUGACCUUGAACUAGAUCAACAGGAGACAAAUGAAGAUGAUAUGGAACAAAUACAUCAACGGUUGGCAGAUGAAGAUAAUUUGGAUAAGAAAGCCGAUGAAAAAAGACCAGAAAAUGAUAAAUCUGACGAAAAUGCAGUAUCGCAAGAAGAUGUUCUGUUUUUUGUGACGGAGAAAGAUGGUGUGCAAGAACCUGAUGGUGAGUUGAAUCACGACUCGGGUGAGCAGCAAUAACAUUGGCAAAGGUACGGAACCAAAGGGUUCAAUAAGUCAUGGAAGACAAUCUAUGGAUACAAUUCGUAUGUCUCAGUAUUACUAUAUGCUAUCAGUAUUAGUGUAUUGUUCGUUGUUUUAAAUCAGUUAUCUCAAGUUGUAUAGUUUGUUCUGUGGGCAAGCCGAAUAACUUUAUUAGUAUAAUAAUACAGGAUUUUAUGUCCUAUCGUAAAAUGUAUGCUUCCUACAAGUAUACGUGUAUAUGUGUUAAAUAUAUUGUCAAAAUAUAGU